Molecule: messenger RNA, 873 nt
Organism: Temnothorax curvispinosus
Lineage: Eukaryota; Metazoa; Arthropoda; Insecta; Hymenoptera; Formicidae
Product: probable histone-lysine N-methyltransferase CG1716
Exons: 5
Coding region: 1-873 (290 amino acids)
Source: RefSeq, a predicted model, not a curated record
AUGAAAAGCGCUAAGAAAAGCGCUAAGAAAAGCCCUAAGAAAAGCCCUAAGAAAAGCGCUAAGAAAAGCGUUCCAUCAUCUGAACCACGUCCUUCAACUUCAGGAGGAUUUAUGGAUUCCUCUGCAGAACAUCGAUCUCAAGAGCAGCCCGAUUUACGUAAACAAGCAUUUGAACAACACUUAAAAACUAUUAAAGAAACUGUAAAGAGAACUGUAAAGAGCGCUGUGGAGACUAGAAUAAGUAGCCCGCCCGGUCCAUCACCUGAACAAACGACAAAAAACCCAUCAGGCCCAGUUGAUAAACCAAAUCUUACAACGUCAACAACAUAUGGUAUGGAUUCCUCUGCAAAUCUACCGGUCAAUUGGUUGGAUGUAUUAAAAGACUUACAGAAAAUUAAUAAAUCCGUUAUAGAAGCCGUUAUAGAAGCCGUUAUAGAAGUUAUGGAAAGCGCUAAUAGCCCGUCCGUUCCAUCACCUCAACCAGAUCCUUCAACUUUAAGGGAAUAUGAUAGGGAUUCCUCUGAACGUAGAAGUGGAAAACAACCUGACUCGCAAGUUCUAUCAUCUGAACAAACGACAAAAGACUCAGGCGAUGAUGUGGAUGCCGUUCUUCAAAAUAUAGCUACACCUAAAGAACCAUUCGACCUAGACGAAAUUGAUAUGAAAUUUUUAGAAGAAACUAGUAGACGCGAUUCUACAAUACAUAGCCCGUCCGUUCCAUCAUCUGAACCAGGUCCUGCAACUGCAGAAAGAUAUGAUAUAAAUCCCUCUGAACGUGAGAACGAUGAUAAAACUAGAAGUGGAGAACAACCUGACUCGCAAGUUCUAUCAUCUGAACAAACGAGGAAAAGAAAGGGAGCAGUUGAUGAGUAA